This is a messenger RNA of Panicum virgatum (switchgrass), 1969 nucleotides long. Its product is annotated as phytoene synthase 1, chloroplastic-like. Lineage: Eukaryota; Viridiplantae; Streptophyta; Magnoliopsida; Poales; Poaceae. Bases 337 to 1599 code for a protein of 420 amino acids. Gene Ontology annotation, biological process: carotenoid biosynthetic process. The transcript has 7 exons. Gene Ontology annotation, molecular function: geranylgeranyl diphosphate synthase activity. The record is from RefSeq and is a predicted model, not a curated record.
AGCAGCAGCAGCAGCUCAUCUAGUUGCUAGUAGCCGCAUGUCAAAUGCAUGCUGCCUGCUGUUGCCCUACAAGCAAGUGUGCAACCGCAGCAGCAUAUGCCAAGUAGGAGCAGCAUCAGCAGUGUGGUGGUGGCGAUAAGAGCAGCAGGCGCUCACGCCUCUCACCACCACUGACUGCCCGGGCACCACCCAGCGUGCGUGGUCUGUGGUCCAUUUUUCUUCCCCCUUCCUCCGAUCCCAGCCUUCCCAGUCAGUCAUCCCUCCCUCUCCCAGCGGAGCUGCUGCUGCUCUGCUGAUUGAUUGGCCUCGCCUAGUCGCCUUGCAGAUAACAGACAUAUGGCCAUCAUCCUUGUACGAGCAGCGUCGCCCGGGCUCUCCGACGCCCAUGUCCAUGGGAGCCUCCUCCAGUGCUCCUCCCCCCUGCAGCUCAAGAGGAGGGUGCCGCCACGCAGUAGUGGCCGCUGGAUGCUCUGCUCGCUCAGGUACGCGUGCCUUGGCCUCGACCCGGGGGAGAUUGGCCGGACCUCCGCCGUGUACUCCAGCCUGGCCGUCAACCCGGCGGGAGAGGCCGUCGUCUCCUCCGAGCAGAAGGUCUACGACGUCGUGCUCAAGCAGGCGGCAUUGCUCAAGCGCCAGCUGCGCUCGCAGACGCCGCCCGUCCUCGACGUCAGGCCCCAGCAGCUGGACAUGCCGCGCAACCGCCUCAACCUCAAGGAGGCCUACGCCCGCUGCGGCGACAUCUGCGAGGAGUAUGCCAAGACUUUUUACCUCGGAACUUUGUUGAUGACAGAGGAGAGGCGCCGCGCCAUAUGGGCCAUCUAUGUGUGGUGUAGGAGGACAGAUGAGCUCGUAGAUGGGCCAAACGCCAACUACAUUACGCCAACGGCUUUGGACCGGUGGGAGAAGAGACUAGAGGAUCUUUUCGCGGGACGCCCUUACGAUAUGCUUGACGCCGCUCUUUCUGAUACCAUCUCAAGGUUCCCCAUAGACAUUCAGCCCUUCAGGGACAUGAUUGAAGGGAUGCGGAGUGACCUUAGAAAGGCGAGGUAUAAGAACUUCGACGAGCUCUACAUGUACUGCUACUAUGUUGCUGGAACUGUGGGAUUAAUGAGUGUACCUGUGAUGGGCAUCGCACCUGAGUCUAAGGCAACAACUGAAAGCGUGUACAGUGCUGCCUUGGCUCUCGGAAUUGCGAACCAACUCACAAAUAUACUCCGGGAUGUAGGAGAGGAUGCUAGAAGAGGAAGGAUAUAUUUACCACAAGAUGAACUGGCACAGGCAGGGCUCUCUGAUGAGGAUAUCUUCAAUGGUGUCGUGACAAACCGAUGGAGAAAUUUCAUGAAGCAGCAGAUCAAGAGGGCCAGGAUGUUUUUUGAGGAGGCAGAGAGAGGGGUGACUGAGCUCUCACAGGCUAGCAGAUGGCCAGUAUGGGCCUCCCUACUGUUGUACCGGCAAAUCCUGGAUGAGGUUGAAGCAAACGACUACAACAACUUCACAAAGAGGGCUUAUGUUGGGAAAGGGAAGAAACUGCUAGCACUUCCUGUUGCAUAUGGGAAGUCACUACUGCUACCAGUUUCACUGAGAAAUAGCCAGACCUAGCCGCUGCCAUUGAAAACAAAACAAGGUGAUCAGGAUAGGCUAGAUAGAAAAUAGGGCAAUGUCCUGGUGGAGAUAAAUUAAUUAUUGUUCAGGUGUAUCAUAUGAAAUGGGAAUCUGUUGGGGGCAGAGGCACAGAUAGAUAGAAAAAGCACUGCAACCAACCUAGAUGGAUAUGGAACGCUGGCCUGUAUAUCCGAUCCGCUUAGGAGCAUGCAUACAUACACUUGAGUCUCUGAAGGAAAGAAGCAACAUGUAUACUUAUUUCUUUUUUUAUAUAUGCCAGAUUGGUGGAAAACACAAAAGUAGGGACCAUAUUCUGUAAAUGCCAAUGCUAAAAGUUGUCGUAUAGAAGUUUAGCUACACGUACAAA